AUGGAACUAACGGACAAACUUCUUAUUCGUGGUGUGGAUCAAGACAUUACUGCCGAUGAGUUUCGGGAGGAAUUAAUAAAACAAUAUCAUGGUAUCAAACGUGUGGAACGACUGUACAAUCCAAAAAGCAAAAAACCAACAGAAACGAUUCGAGUCGAACUUGUAACAGCAGAACAUUCGGAAGCAUUUCUUCAAACUGGUUACAUUAACUUCGACCAACUUCGAUGUUCAGUCGAACCUAUCAAAUCACGAAGAUUUACUCGAAGACAAACUGCAAGUAAUACAGAAUCCGAUCAUCAGUCGGAUAUUUCCUCCAACGAACAACAACGUUCGAAAAAACUUCUUGUCCAUGGUGUUCCAACAGAUAUCCUCAUGAAUGACUUAGGAGAACAAUUGUCGAAAGUCUAUCCUGGCAUUAAACAUGUCAAACGAUGGCUUCUAAACGAUGAAGCACAAACAGUAACGGAACGCGUCCAAAUUGAUUUCAAUUUGCCAGCACAAGCUGACGCUGUUCUUCAGAAUGGUUACAUACAUUUUCAGAAACAUCAUUGGCCAGUAACAUCGUACGUAACACGUUCUCGUCCACGAUCGGAACCCGAUUUUGUAGAUGAUACUCAAUCAGAGCAUCAGUCUGAACCAGAACUACAGCCAGAAGUGUUAACCGAACAAGAAAUUCAUCAAAUCUUUGACGAACAAAAGAAACAAUUAGCACAAUUGAUCGCUCAUUUCGACGCUCAACUCAACAGCACGAUAGCUUCUCAAGCUGUAAACCAGCCUCGGUCAGCACGCGCCUAA
Adineta ricciae is the source of this 795-nucleotide messenger RNA. The record is from the annotation of a GenBank genome assembly. Lineage: Eukaryota; Metazoa; Rotifera; Eurotatoria; Adinetida; Adinetidae.